CGCGCAUGGCAGCGGCACACAGUCGGCCCGCGCCUGCCACCCGCGGUCUACUGCCUCGGCCCGGGCUCCAGCCCGCGCGACUCCGCAUUCUGCCGACACACCAUGUAGACCAACCUACAUGUAAACUUAAGGAAUAAAGUAUAAAGUGAUAAUUAUGACAAGCAAUAUUUUAAUAAAAUAUAAUGGAUACGAGAAAGCUCUUUAGAGAGCGGGAAAAGUUAUCUUUGAGCAUAUCACAAGUAUGGACAUUCAGAAGACGCACCUGUGUCCGCGGCUGGUAGAUUAUCUGACGAUCGUCGGGGCCCGGCCCUACACCUCGGGCAAGGGACUAGCGCCCGUUCAGGCACCGGAGCUCCUCCGCCGCUACCCGCUGACGAACCACGAUGACUUCCCGCUGCCGCUGGACAUGGUGUACUUCUGCCAGCCCGAGGGCUGCGUGUCGGUGGGCCCGCGCCGCGCGCCUGGCAACCUCACCUCGAGGGACACCACCUCCUUCGUCUUCACACUCACCGACAAAGACUCGGGCAAGACGCGGUACGGCAUCUGCGUCAACUUCUACCGCGCGGUGGAGCGCGCGCCAGCGCCGGGCCCGGGUCAGCGCUCCAUGUUGCGCCGCGAAUCCUGGCGCAAAUCCAUGGAGAAGAGUUCUGACUCCGCCUUCUCUAGUGACUAUAGGAGCAGCAACGUGGCGCCGAGCGACUCGGAGCGCGACUGCAGCGCCGCGCUGGCGCCACGCCUGGCCGCCGCACCCGACUCCGAGAGCGGCGGCUCACACUCGCCCAGCCCGCGCGCCUCCAGGAAGCGACAGGUACCCACUCAUCCAAAACGAGUGCGGAAUCAUUCCCUGACAUCGCUGUGCCUGCUGUCGCAUCAUCCAUUUUUCUCCACAUUCCGAGAGUGCCUGUUUAUCCUUAAAAAGUUAAUAGAUGCAUGCAAUGAGUCUUCCAGUCCGCGACGUGUUGGAGCGUCCAGACAAAUAUUUAGGGAUACAGUGUGGUCAGUGCUGACGGGGCAAGCGUACGACAACACUCCAACCAUCGUAUUACACGACGUCAAAGAGAUAGAAACCUGGAUCCUGCGGCUUCUGUCUGCGCCUGUACCCGUGCCCGGCAAGACUCGUGUGGAACUCGAAGUGUUGUCACCAACGGCACACGCGCCGCUGCUGUUUGCAUUACCUGACCACACCCGGUUCGCGCUCGUUGAUUUCCCCUUGCAUCUGCCUUUGGAACUGUUGGGCGUAGACACCUGCCUGAAGGUCCUGACACUGAUCCUGUUGGAGAACAAAGUGGUGGUGCAGUCGCGCGACUAUAACGCGCUGUCAAUGUCAGUGAUGGCGCUGGUAGCCAUGUUGUACCCGCUGGAGUACAUGUUCCCGGCCAUACCACUGCUGCCGUCGUGCAUGGCCUGCGCGGAACAACUGCUGCUGGCGCCCACGCCCUUCCUCAUCGGCAUUCCCGCUACGUUCCUCACUUACAAGAAGAACUUCAGAUUGCCAGAUGACAUAUGGCUAGUAGACUUAGACGCGACGAAACUGAUAUGCCCCACGGGCCAAGACCAAGACCUACCUCCUCUACCAGAGCCAGAGGGUUCUGUCUUAAAGAACCAUCUUAAACAGGCUUUAAGCAGUCUUACCACGAGCACAGCGGAGCAGGCGAGCGCACAACUCAUGCCGUCUAGGAGAGACAGCGUCGGUGGUGCUACACUCAAAGUGCAGCAGCCGUCAUUCAAGGACGGCGCGCAGUCGGCGCCGCACAGCACGCCCGAGUCCCGCCGCGUGUCGCUGAGCAGCGGCGGCGCCGUCAGCGCGGGCCACACGCCGCAGCGACACUCGCUGGCCGCAGGGCAGGCGCCCCCCUUCAAUCCACUCAUAUACGGACAGGACGUCGACUCCGUUGAUGUCGCUACUAGAGUUGCUAUGGUCCGUUUCUUCAACUCGCAAAAUAUCCUAGCUAACUUUAUGGAGCACACUAGAACGUUGAGGUUAUACCCGCGACCGGUGGUGGCGUUCCAAAUAAAUAGCUUUCUUCGGUCGAGACCCAGGACUACGUCUUUCUUGAAUAAAUUCGCGAGAACGCAGGCCGUAGAAUUCCUGGCGGAAUGGUCUCUAACUCCAUGCAACGUGGCGUUCCUGCGGGUGCACACUGGGCUGUGGGACCCGCGGCAGGUGGGCGAUAAGCCCAAGUGGUUCGCGGACCAGCUGCAGCCCGUGCGCUUCGCCGUUUGGGACGACGGCAGCUCGCUCAAUGGCGCGCUGCGGCAACUACAGCGGCAAGAGAAUCAACCCACUGAUGAAAGUGGCUCCGACUCCGAAGCUGCAGAAAGCACAAGUUCAUCGUAUUCAUCUCUUAGCGAUUUUGUAUCUGAAAUGGUUUCCUCUGACUUAUCACCAGGUGGAAAUCAGCACGUUAUCGGAGAAACAUACAGCGCGGUCGUUCAAGUACCAAUGACGCUCUCUUCAUCUUUAGACCCUAAAACGGUGUACAGCCCGCCGUCAUCGCUGAUGUACGGCGACGAGGCGGCGGGGGCGGAGGCGGCGGGCGGGCGCGCCUCCACGUCGCCUUCGCCCUCCGCCUCCAGCUCCGACCACAGCGACCUCUCCGAGGACGACGCGCGCGACGCCCACGCCCCGGACACACACACCGCGCCUGUCAAAAAAAGUGACACGGACAGCGGUAGUUUCGGGCGCGAGUCGGACUCGAACUCGACGACGACGCCGAAGACCGUGGUGUCGCGGCCGCGCGCCGCCGACAGCGGCUCCGCCAGCGACUCCGAGCGCGCGCCCCACGCGGCACACGCGCCGCCCGCGCACCUGCAACAUAUCAAGAGUACAAACACGGGCGUAUCAAGACAGGCGUCACAGAGUUCACUACUGGAGCAAUUCGCGGCGCAAGCUAAGGAACUCGUGAGAGAGACCACACGACAGAGCAGUCAGGAGGGGCUACUAGCACAUAUGGACAAGCUCACUCUGCACGCUAAGAAAGCUGCUGAGGAGGCGUCAAAGAGUAUGCAAGAGGCGUCGAAGUCGGCGUUGGAAGCGAGCAAAACUGCCACAGCCGUCAGCAAGAAUACUUUCGAAGAUCUAACCUAUGUAGGGAAGUCCACUCUUGGAGAUCUCACUAAGAGUGCAAAGGAAGUUGCUGCCAAGAAGGGACUGCUGAUGAAGGGUGAUAGUCAGGAGUUAUCUAGCGGCCCCUCCCGCCGGGACUCGACGGCCCUACAAACGACCAACUUGCUGACUGCGACGCACCGCGACUUCUUUUCCAACAUCAGCUCAGAUCUGAACGGCCUCGCCGCAUCUACCUCCAGCAUGUUUAGUGACUUGUUUGGGUCAAAAGGCAAACAGCACCGCGGAGCGGAGACGCCGCGCAGCAGCCAGUCUCAGCCCCCGCCGCUGACAGCCACCUUCGGGCCGUUCUCGCAGGGCGCGCGCGGCCUUGUGCAGCGCACGCCGCUCAUACGGCACGCGACCCCGCCCAAGGAACAGAUAACGCCGCAAACGAGGUCCUCCGCCAACACUGAGAAUCAGGCCUUUUUGAACGACCUAAUUCAACACGUGUUGGAAGGCGAGGGCGUGGGGUGGCUGAAGUUGAAUCGCCUGAAGAAAUUGAUGGAGGACGAGUCCUACCGCAACAUGGUGCUCAGCAAACUCAACCGGAACUUUAACAGGAAGGCCACGCCCAACGACAAAGUUGAUGACGUGUUCGUCAGUAAACCGGUAUGGAAGGGUAUGCUAAAGGUGCUACAAGCGGUAGUCCACGGGUUAGAGCACACGUACUCCAACUUCGGCCUGGGCGGCAUGGCCUCAGUAUUCCAACUCGCGGAAAUGGCUCACACGCACUAUUGGAGCAAGGAAGUGGCUGGGCUAGAGCAUGGUCUACCCGGUACCAUGGACCAUUACGGCCUGGACACGCCGUCUACUUCGCCUUCGUCGAGAAAAAGUUCGCAAGCAGAUGUGCCUAUCGUAAACUAUCCAGAAAUGGAUUCAUUAGAAGCUCAGAGUACCACGGAGAUGUUCAAGGACAUGUUGAAUCAGAAGAGGAACCUCCUAUUCAGCAAGCUGACUUCCUUCGAGUCCGACGCGGCAGCGUCGUCAGAGUGCUCGGGCGACGAGAGCGGCUCGAUCACCACCAACCGAGCCAAUCUCCUCGACCACCGCGCCUCCUUUAAGUCCAACCUCUCUGACACUGACGUCAUGUUCCUCAAUAUGGGUCGCGGCGCGAGCGGCAAGCCCCGCGCGGCGAGCGUGUUCUCGACCAAGUCGUCGGUGAGCUACCGGCCGCCCGUCGGAGUUCCUACCACCUCGCCCAUCACCUCCCCAGACACCGCGAGGACGUAUCUCUAUCAGGGACUUAUUGGUAAGGAGAGAUCGAACUUAUGGGACCAAAUGCAAUUCUGGGAAGACUCGUUUUUGGACGCGGUGAGUCAGGAGCGGGAUAUGAUUGGCAUGGACCAAGGAGCGAACGAGAUGAUGGAGCGAUACAAGUGUCUGAGCGAGACAGAGCGGAAACGUCUCGAGCAUGAAGAAGACAGACUACUUUCCACGGCGCUGUAUAACUUGACCGCGGCUAUGGUUCUCUUCGGAGUAGAUGCGGAUAUUGUACGAAACAAAGUGCGCCGCUUGCUCGCUAAGAGCCACAUCGGAUUAGUGUACAGUCAAGAAGUCAAUCAUCUCCUGGAUGUUGUGCAUACUUUGCACGGGAACGAUAUAGACCUGAAGCCGCUGGGCUCGCGGCUGCUGCGGCGCGCCACGUUCACGGUGCACGAGGGCGACGCGGCCGGCGAGCUGCGGUUCAUGGAGGUGCGCGACGACGGACUCGUGCUGCGCUCCACGCAAGGUACCAUCGUGGAGAGGUGGUGGUACGAGCGGUUAGUCAAUAUGACUUACAGUCCGAAAAUACGAGUUUUGUGCCUUUGGAGGAAGAAUGGAGGACAGACGCAGCUACAUAAAUAUUACACCAAAAAGUGCAAAGCGCUGUACUACUGUAUCAAGGAGGCUAUGGAGAAGAGCGGCCGGCGACAGGACGCGGCGGAACUAGGGGGAGAGUUCCCCGUACAGGACUGCGCGUCCGGAGAGGGCGGCCUCAUACAGGUGUGCAUGGAAGGCGUCGGACUCCUGUUCCACCAUAGCAAGUUCUUUGUGCGGCUCGAUCAUAUUCGAAAAUGCUUCACACAGAAUGGCGGUAUCUUCGUUUUAGAAGAAUUCAAUCCGAAAACAAGACAAAUAAUUCAAAGAAAGUACAAAUCAAUAAUGGCGGAUCAGAUCUGCUACGCGGUGUUGUGCGUGUUCUCGUACUUCGCGGCGGGGCAGGAGCAGAAGCGCGCGAUCCUCGAGCAAGCAGCGCGCCUGCCGCCGCCGCCCGCGGCACCCGCGCCGCCUCCCAGCGCCUCGCCCAGGAAACUCAGCCCGCAGGUGGAGAGAAGAUCCCCGGUGGGGCGCGCGGCGGAGGCGCGGGCGUCGUUCGCUAAGGGGGAGCCCGGCGCGGAGACGCGCGACACGGGGCAGGGGCGGCCCGGGCCGCCCGCGGCCGCCCCGCCCGGCCCGCCGCGGCCAGGCAGGGACUCGCCAGAGAGAACUCAGCAGGAACCUAUGGACAAGCCCCGGCGCGAGUCAGUGGACCGACCCGCGGGUAACCGCGCGGACACGCCGCCGCGCCGCCCGCCCCCGCCCGCGCCGCCGACGUCGGCGCCGCCCGGCCCUACGUCAGCGCCGCCCCGCCUCACACGAGCUCUCACACACGCGGCAGGCGCGCCGCCCGCCGUGCAUCAUGACCUACCCGCGGUAAACAUUCUUCCUCCACGCGUGGGCGUGGGCCUGGCGCGGCCGGCCGGCCCGCCGCCCGCCCUGCCGCCGCGGCAACACUCCGCCGCUGCUGACCUUACUGCAUCCAAGAUGACGGCGAGCGGACUGCUAGGCGGCGACAGCGGCGGCAGCCCGGCGCGGCGGGGGGCGCAGCGCCAGGGCUCCAUCAGCGCACCCUUCGCGCCCACCAACCCCUUCGCGACGCCCCGACACGCAGAGUUCGUCAUCCCGCAGCGUAACAACGUGCGCCGCUCCUCCACCGCUGACCGAUCUUAAAUAUACCACCACUACAUUUGUGUUUCUAAUUCCAGUCCAAAAGUCAAGUAGUUGGAGCGUUGUUCAUUACCUACUUUGCAGAUAUUUAUUUUGGGAAAGGCGGCAAAAUAAAUCGCUAAAUAUAGGCUCAAUCGUGUCUGGACGAUGUGUGGAAACCAUCCUCGUAAACGAUUGAUACAACCUAGCUAGACCUACUGAUUUCAGGCCGACGUUCGCAUCUCUGACUCAGUCUUGAAAUUAUCUUAUGGGCUUGUUUGAAAUCACUCAAUUUCAAUGAUGACAGCACAUAUCACUCUUCCUCUUUCUGCAUUAGGGCCACAACUACCGUUGUCACAACGAAAGUAAAUUUUCUUACCUCUAAUGAUAUGGAAUUACUACCUUUUGCGUUUCACGUAGAUCCCAAACCGACCUUAAAUUCAGUGUUAGGACAUUUUUCACGUUAAUUUUCGUCUAACAUAACAAAAUCUCACGACGUUACGUUACGUUAGUCGGACACAUCCAUUGCAUGAUGAACUAAGUAUCUAUGCUUCGCCGAGCUUUUUGUUAGACCAAUGUGUUAGGUGAUGAGUCAUAUCGCCGUCUUAUAACGGUCGAACCAACUGAUUGUGAAACUCACAGAAUAGAAAAGGUCCAUUUCUCGUCGAACUGAUUAAAUAUAGGCCCAGUUGAGAGUCAGCGUAAAGUAGGUUGCUAUUUUUGGACUAGAAUUUUAAAUAAUUUGUUUAACCAGCUGCUUACGUUUCAUUUACCAAUAAAACAUGGAAAUUGUGAGCAAGCCUACGCAUUGUUACUUGCCAAAACACACCUAAAAAAUAUGUAGGUAAGUACUUAUUCUACCCAUCACAUAAUUCAAUGUGGUACUUAACCUAAGUAAAUUACACGACUACAAUCGCAGUAUAUUCCUUAUAAAUCAACCCGGCGGUCUUUAUAAGUGAGAUUGAUACAAUACUAUAUGCAAGUAAUCACUCCAUAAUUUUCGCUAAUGCAUUACCUUUUACUGACUCUGUUAUCUAAUAAAUACCACAACAACAGAAUAGUAUUUGUUUCACACCCGUCCGUGUCGUGAAAUAGUAGAUACCAAAAUAUUAUUGUAUAAUAUAGGAAAUAUUUCUGGACUAAAGUUGUCAUCAACGAUUAUUCUGUAACAGAGUCGAUAAAAUAUUUCAUAAAUUCAUUAUCAAAUUAAAUGUAUAACUUGAAAGUGAUGUUAUCAAUAAUAAAUAAAAUAUUAAAUGGUAGGUACUAGACUAAGGCUUUUGCCCCUGCUGUUCCUAGCAAGUGUUGAUACCUACGUGACAUAUUUUUCAUAAGAAGCGUAAUAAUUGUAACAAUAAAGUCACUCAAUUUGUAGAGAAAGAUAUUAUGUUAUUGAAAUAUUUAUAUUGUUAAUUAUUUGUGCUAAUAAAUAAACUACAUUCUG
This is a messenger RNA of Pectinophora gossypiella (pink bollworm), 7496 nucleotides long. It is a transcript of the gene Rab3-GEF, whose product is annotated as MAP kinase-activating death domain protein. Gene Ontology annotation, biological process: regulation of Rab protein signal transduction; regulation of apoptotic process. NCBI's taxonomy places the organism in Eukaryota, Metazoa, Arthropoda, Insecta, Lepidoptera, Gelechiidae. The coding region runs from base 242 to 6076 and encodes 1944 amino acids. Gene Ontology annotation, molecular function: guanyl-nucleotide exchange factor activity. The record is from RefSeq and is a predicted model, not a curated record. The transcript is spliced from 38 exons. Gene Ontology annotation, cellular component: cytosol.